Fusarium falciforme is the source of this 960-nucleotide messenger RNA. RefSeq lists its product as hypothetical. Lineage: Eukaryota; Fungi; Ascomycota; Sordariomycetes; Hypocreales; Nectriaceae. The record is from RefSeq and is a predicted model, not a curated record. The transcript has a single exon. The coding region runs from base 1 to 960 and encodes 319 amino acids.
AUGUAUCGCUUGUUUUUCUCUUCACUUCCCAUUGCUGCCCUCCUUUUCUGGCAAGCAUUACGUGACACCCAGGCGUCGCUUCUCCGCCAAGUCUAUCAAUUUCCUCAUGGUACCUGGGUCGAGAAUAUUGCUGUUCGACCAAAUGGGAAUCUCUUGGUGACACUAGUGAACCAACCCGAGUUGUGGGAAAUCGUGUCACCCCAUCAGCCUGAAAGCACCCGAGCGCACCUCAUCUACCGUUUCGACGACGCUGGAAUGGCAACAGGAAUUACCGAGAUCACUCCCGAUGUUUAUGUGGCUCUGACACCCAACCGUGUCUGGGAGAUCGACUUGACAAAAGCAGCUACCCGCACGAGGCUGAUUGCUAACAUUGACAAGGCUGGAUCCCUAAACGGAAUGACGCUGCUAAACCAGCAAGAGAGGACAGUCGCUACUGCCGAUUGCCAGCUGGGCGUUGUAUGGCGCCUCAACACCAAGAAUGGCAGCCAUACUGUUAUGCUGCAAGAUGAAUCAAUGGCAGCAAAUGUUGAUCUCGGCCCCUUGCUUGGGAUUAAUGGCCUGAGGAAGCAUCAGGACUAUAUUUAUUACGUCAACACCCCACGAGGACUAUAUGGACGUGUGCGUGUAGACGCGAUCAAUGGCUAUGCCCUAGGUCCCUAUGAGAUCAUCAGCAAGGGAGUCAUGGCAGAUGACUUCGUUAUCAGCCCUCGCGGCGUUGGGUAUCUGGCAGGAGUUGCGGAGAACGCCAUCUUUCGGUCUCUUCUCAAUGGGACGCAAGAGAUGGUUGCAGGAGGUCUCGGCCGCACCGCUGUGACAAGGCCUACGUCGGCUGCUUUCGGACGAAACGAAGAUUCGAAUAUUUUAUACAUUACCACUGGAGGAAACACGAGUGAUCUAACUACUUACAACGGGAAGGGGGAAAUUCUGGCCUUGAAAUCCAAUCCAUUAGAAGAAAUGUGA